UUAAAGAAGUAUAUUAGUGCUAAUUUCUCUCCAUUCAUCCUACCUUUCCCUUCAACCCCACAAGCCUUUGGCACAAUGAAGGGGAUAACCUUCAUUUGUGUUCUCUUUCUUUUCAGCUCUGCCUACUCCAGGGGUGUGUUUCGUCGAGAUGCACACAAGAGUGAAGUUGCUCAUCGGUUCAAGGAUUUAGGAGAAGAAAAUUUCAGAGGCCUGGUGCUGGUCACCUUUGCCCAGUAUCUCCAGAAAUGCCCAUUUGAAGAGCAUGUAAAGUUAGCAAAUGAAGUAACCGCGUUUGCAAAAACUUGUGUUGCCGAUGAGUCAGCUGAAAAUUGUGGCAAGUCCCUGCACACGCUUUUCGGAGAUAAAUUGUGUACGGUCGCAUCUCUUCGGGGCACCUAUGGUGACAUGGCUGACUGCUGUGAGAAACAAGAACCUGAGAGAAACGAAUGCUUCCUGAAACACAAAGAUGAUAACCUGAACCUGUCUGCAUUGGAGAGACCAGAUCCCGAAGCAAUGUGCACCGCCUAUGAGCAAAACGAACAGAUGUUUUUGGGAAAGUACUUAUAUGAAGUUGCCAGGAGACAUCCUUUCUUCUAUGGCCCAGAGCUCCUUUACUUUGCUAAAGAAUACAAAGAAGUUUUGAAAGGCUGCUGCUCAAAGGCUGAUAAAGCUGCCUGCCUGGGACCAGAGUUGGAUGCCUUGAAGGAAAAAGUAGUGGUUUCAGGUGCCCGACAGAGACUAAAGUGCUCCAGUCUUCAGAAAUUCGGUGACAGAGCUUUCAAAGCAUGGUCCGUUGCUCGCCUGAGCCAGAAAUUUCCCGGUGCUGAUUUUAUGGACCUUUCCAAAGUGGUGUCUGAUCUUACCAAAGUCCACAAGGAAUGCUGCGCAGGUGACAUGCUUGAAUGUGCAGAUGACAGGGCAAAUCUUGCCACGUAUAUGUGUGAAAACAAAAAUUUAUUCUCCAAAAACCUGAACGCAUGCUGUGAUAAACCUGUGUUGGACAAAUCCCAAUGCAUUGCUGAUAUGGAAAAUGAUAAAUUGCCUGAUGACUUGGCCCCAUUAAAUGCUGAUUUUGUUGAAGAUAAGGAACUUUGCAAAAAUUAUAAGGAUAACAAAGAUGUCUUCCUGGGCACGUUUUUGAAUGAGUACUCAAAAAGGCAUCCUGACUAUGCUGUCUCAUUGAUACUGAGACUUGUCAAGGGAUAUGAAGCUACAUUGGAGAAGUGCUGUGCCACCGAUGAUUCUCAUACAUGCCUUUCCAAAGUGUUUGAUGAACUGAAGCCACUUGUGGAUGAGCCAAAGGAAUUAGUCACAAAAAAUUGUGAACUCUUUGAAAACCUUGGAGAGUAUGGCUUCCAAAAUGCGCUCUUAGUUCGUUACACGAAGAAAUUACCCCAAGUGUCAACUCCAACUCUUGUGGAUGUCUCAAGAAAACUAGGCAGAGUGGGCAGUCACUGCUGCAAGCUUCCAGAAGUGAAAAGAAUGGGUUGUGCUGAAGACUAUCUGUCCGUGGUCUUGAACUGGUUGUGCGUGUCACACGAGAAAGCACCAGUGAGUGACAAAGUAACCAAAUGCUGCACAGAGUCAUUGGUGGGCAGACGGCCAUGCUUUUCUGCACUGGAAGCUGAUGAAACCUUUACUCCCAAAGAAUUUAACGCUGAAACAUUCACCUUCCAUGCCAAUGUAUGCGCACUUCCCGAGCCUGAGCAACAAGUCAAGAAACAAACUGCACUUGUGGAGCUGUUGAAACACAAACCCAAAGCAACUGAUGAACAACUGAAGACUGUUAUGGGAGAAUUCACAACCUUCUUCCAGAAGUGCUGUACAGCUGCUGACAAAGAAGCCUGCUUUGCAGAGGAGGGUCCAAAACUUGUUGCUUCAAGUCAAGCUGCCUUGGCCUAAAAACAACACACUCACAAACAUCUCAGCUUAUCCUAAGAGAAAGAAAGAGAAACGAAGACC
Molecule: messenger RNA, 1962 nt
Organism: Pipistrellus kuhlii (Kuhl's pipistrelle)
Lineage: Eukaryota; Metazoa; Chordata; Mammalia; Chiroptera; Vespertilionidae
Gene: ALB
Product: albumin
Exons: 15
Coding region: 76-1902 (608 amino acids)
Biological process (GO): transport
Cellular component (GO): blood microparticle; cytoplasm
Source: RefSeq, a predicted model, not a curated record